AUGAGCUUCGGCCGCCCCCCGAGAUGUCUGUUUUGCAGCUUCUCACGCGCGGCUGCCAACGGCCCUCGCGUGCCUCGCCGCCAGUUUCAGUUGUCGGCCGCCCAGUUCGCCGACAAGCCCAACAAGAAGCCUGUCGAGAAGGGCGUUACUUUGAAGCAGCUUAGCGAGAAUAUGAAGCCGGAGGACUUUAAGCCAUACACCAAGAAGGAAAAGGCCUAUCUCAAGAAGCACUAUACCCCCGAACAGCUGGCCGCGAUCGAAGCCGGUGAAGCGGCCAUUGACCCAAAGGACAUGGCCGAGCAGUUCCGAAUUCGCAAAGACCCAAUGAAGCUCAUGUAUCUCGAUGACUUCUCCGUUGUCGAGCCCGGCAUUGACAAGCACGUUCGCGCCCCCGAAAGCAACAGCGACUACAACGCGACCCUGAAGACCGAAGAGGACUUCAUCGACGACUUCGCCAAAUUCAUUUCUGAGAUGCCAGAAAAAGCCACGGUAUCCGACUGGGUGCGGUUUGCAGAGCAGAACCGCAUGACGAUUGGGAAGGAAGAAAACGAGUUGAACCCAAAUAGUUCUCUCGUUCCGGACCUAUUCCAGCCUGGUGAGACCAUUGACGGGCCGAGUGACAAGCCUCACAACUAUUACGAUGUAUCGCGCACCCCGAACCAGGUCGCCAAGGAAGAUAAAGAAGCAAGCGAGGCGUUGAAGGUGCUCAUGAAAAACACCGGGUACAGCGCCUCGGAAAUCGCUAGCCUCAAGACCAAAACCCUCGUCAGGAAAAGUGUCGUCAACCAGACCCGUCUUGGUAAGAUUAGGAGUGAGUAUGUCCUGACUGUCGCCGGUAAUGGAAACGGUCUCCUCGGUAUCGGCGAAGGCAAAUCACAGGAACCCCCAGAUGCCAACAUCCAGGCGGUAUACCGUGCUAUCAGAAACAUGAAGCCUGUCCCGAGGUACGAGAACCGCACGAUCUUUGGUGACGUGACGGGCAAAGUAGGUGCCGUCGAGCUGAAACUGAUGUCCCGCCCUCCCGGCUUCGGUCUCCGCUGCCAAAGCUUGAUCUAUGAGAUGUGCCGCGCAGCAGGUAUCAGCGAUAUUGCAGCCCGUGUCGAGCGGGCCAGAAACCCUAUGAACACGGUGAAAGCCGCAUAUCAGGCCCUAAUGAGCCAGCGCGAUCCGGAGGAGAUUGCCCGCGCCAGGGGCAAAAAGCUGGUCGAUGUGCGCAAAGUUUACUACUCUGGGAGACGCAACUAG
This is a messenger RNA of Aspergillus mulundensis, 1245 nucleotides long. Its product is annotated as mitochondrial 37S ribosomal protein uS5m. Gene Ontology annotation, molecular function: structural constituent of ribosome; RNA binding. Lineage: Eukaryota; Fungi; Ascomycota; Eurotiomycetes; Eurotiales; Aspergillaceae. The coding region runs from base 1 to 1245 and encodes 414 amino acids. Gene Ontology annotation, biological process: translation. The record is from RefSeq and is a predicted model, not a curated record. Gene Ontology annotation, cellular component: ribosome. The transcript is spliced from 2 exons.